Molecule: messenger RNA, 2332 nt
Organism: Scatophagus argus
Lineage: Eukaryota; Metazoa; Chordata; Actinopteri; Scatophagidae
Product: chemokine XC receptor 1-like
Exons: 2
Coding region: 162-1175 (337 amino acids)
Biological process (GO): chemotaxis; immune response; G protein-coupled receptor signaling pathway
Cellular component (GO): membrane
Molecular function (GO): chemokine receptor activity
Source: RefSeq, a predicted model, not a curated record
ACAAAAAGAGGAACCAUUAGUUCGCUCUUCUAUAUCACAACCUUUUCUUGACAAAACCAGCAGAAGACGUUUCAGUCAGUCUUCAGCUUAAGUGGCUUUGGACUGGAAUUCCUGUAAUUGCUCACCAUAUUUUUUAGUUUUGUGCUCAUGUCUCCUAGAAAAUGAGUGACGGAGGUAUGGACACUGGUGGUCAUGUGGAGUAUUUAUGUGAAGCCUUUUUUGACUUUGAAACCAUCAGCGGUUCCAUCUUCAUUUUGAUCUUCCUCUUCAGUGUCACAGGCAACACUCUCCUUCUAUGUGUUCUUGUCUUCUAUGAGGAUCUAAAAAAUGUCACAAAUAUAUUCAUCUUGAACUUGGCCUGCUCAGAUUUGGUCUUCACUGUCACACUUCCGUUCUGGGCUGUCUAUCAAAUGCACCACUGGAUCUUUGGCGAAAUUGCCUGUAAACUUUUGACUGCGGCAUACAUCGUUGGUUUGUACAGUAGCACCAUUCUGCUGACUGCCAUGACUGUGGAUCGUUUCAUAACAGUGGUGCUGUACAGCUGGCCAAACAACCCUGCGAAGAGGCAGAUGUGCGCGAUAGCCGCCUGUGUAGCUGCCUGGGUCAUCAGCAUUGCAGCAUCUGUGAGUGAUGCUAUCAAAGUAAAGGUGGAAACUCAAUGGGACGUUUCUGUGUGUGAAGAUCCCUCCGAUGGCUCUGAUGUCAACCUUGGAUAUUAUCUCCAAGUGUCGCUGCUUUUCUUCGUCCCAUUUGUAAUCAUUGUCUUCUGCUAUGCUGCCAUCCUCAAGACAGCUUUGCAAACUUCUAACAAAAAAAGGCGCCGGACCAUCAUGGUUGUGUUCUGUAUUGUCACAGCCUUUUUCAUCUCCUGGGGACCUUUCAAUAUUGUGCUACUCAUCCAGAGUUUGUAUGAGCCCGUGGGCUGUUAUGCAAAGGAAACGUUGUAUGUUGCCUACUCUGUUUGUCGUAUACUUGCUUUUUCUCACUGCUGUAUGAACCCUCUGCUGUAUAUGCUCUCACAAAAGUUUCGCAAACAUCUUCUGCUCCUUUUGCGUUGCAAGAAUUUCAAGAGGAAGAAUGAAAAUAGAGGCACGGGCCAGUGCACUGGUGCUAAUCAGAACGUAGCUUUUUGUGCACAAAACUCUGCAGUUUUGUUGGAAGCACCUGCCAAAUAGACAUUUACAUUCACAAUGCAACAUUCGUUCUGUUUUCUGUGAUGUAGUUUGUAUUUAUUUGAUUUCAUGUUUAAUUUUUCAUGCUUUGAAUGUUUUAUUGAAAAUGUUUAGAUCUGUUUAAUGUAUCAUUAUCAAUAUUAUUGAUAUUUUAUUUAAAUGUGUAAGUAAAAUAUAAUAAAAGUAAAAAGAGCAGAUGACAGUGAUGAUGAUGAGUGAAAUGUCAUGGCUGAACUUUCUCAGCCCUUAAUAGUGGUCAUUGCUGCAUUUUUUACUGUAACAUUUGUGAAUAAAGUUGAGCUGGAAUCUAUACUUCUGUUUUUCAUUCAGUUGUUGCAACAAGGCAAGACAGGCCAGACUUUUACUGCGCAAGUAUUUCAUACUUGGAAAGUGACUGCCUGGAAUCACAUUAACUUAAUAAGACUUAAUAAGACUAAAUAUACUAAUAGAACUGCUGAGAGCAACAGCAAGCUGUGCGUGGAGCGAGUCACACUAACUGCAUGUUCCAAGGUGGCAUUUUAUCUCUUUGACUUGUCGAACAUCACAUUUCAUCACCUGGCAAAUUAUUGAUGUAGAAAGUAAAUAGGAAAAGUUGAGAAUAUGGAAUCAAAAUUGAAACAAAAAGUCUGAGAAUGCUGCAUAAAACUUAAAAUAUUGACUUAAGCAUUAGAAUACUGAAUGAGACGUGAGAAUAUGAAAUUAAACUGAUCAUGCUGAAUAGACAGACUUUCUAUAAUACAUCUAAAUAGGGAAGAAAUUGCCCAAAUUGACAAAGGCCUGAAUUUUAUUUGCUGAUCCUUAUGCAAAGGUUGCAAGAAAAACAGAGAAAUAACACUUCACUUCCUCAAAGUGGUGGCUUCACCGGUGGUUGUUUCUGUUGUCUUUUUUUUCCUUCUUUUUCGUUUCCAGUAACCACUGUCCAGUUUCUGUUUAUUAUAAACGGUGCUUGUCAUGUUGUUAUGCAUGAGCUAUGAUAUUAGCUUCAUCCUUAGAUUGUCAUCAUACUUAUACUGUAUUUGUUAAUGGUUCACUUACUCAGAUACACUGUGUGCUUCUUGUUGUCUUGUGGCUGACUUGUUGUCAGUUACAUAUCUAAGACAGAAGAUGGUUGGUUUUGAAUACACAUGUAUUAUUCGAGACUUUUAUUCUGUCCUUUUCAU